This is a messenger RNA of Notolabrus celidotus (New Zealand spotty), 842 nucleotides long. RefSeq names its product interferon gamma 1-like. The record is from RefSeq and is a predicted model, not a curated record. The coding region runs from base 123 to 680 and encodes 185 amino acids. NCBI's taxonomy places the organism in Eukaryota, Metazoa, Chordata, Actinopteri, Labriformes, Labridae. Gene Ontology annotation, molecular function: type II interferon receptor binding. The transcript is spliced from 4 exons. Gene Ontology annotation, biological process: immune response. Gene Ontology annotation, cellular component: extracellular region.
GGAGACAGCUGUAUAUAAGACCAGCAGGUCAGAGGAGAGUAUCAUAGAUCUGAGCGUCUCCAGUCUUCCUCUAAGGACCAUCUUUUCUUCUACCGUCGUACUUUAACCUGAAGUGGUCCAACAUGUCUUCAAGCUGUGGUGCUGUGUGUCUGCUGGUCUUGCUGGGAGUUGUCUUUGCAAUUGGGAAUCCGAUCCAACCUAACGAUGAGGAGCUGAAGAACAUCCACGAGUCCAUCGUAAACGAGCUGGACCUGAAGAAGGCGGGGAUCAGCCAACGUCCUCUCUUCAGUCCUGUCAUCAACAGCAUCAACACGCCCUGCCAGAGAAAAGAAGAUGUCCAGCUCAUGAACGUCACUCUGGACGUCUACCUGCGGAUCUUCUCCAACAUCUUGGAGCCCAGCAACAACCCCGAGACCCCAACCCUGCUGGCCCACGUGCCAAACCGGUCUCAUGUGGAGCAGCAGCUGAGGAAGCUCCAGCAGAAGAUGGAGGAGAUGAAACAACGCCUGAACCACCAGAGCCACCACAACAGAGACGAGAUGAUCCACAGGCUGCAAAGGAUAAAGGUGGACGACCCCGAGGUCCAGAAGAGGGCUCUGAUUCAGUUCAGUGAGAUCUACCGGGUGGCGUCUGUGAUUGGCCGAAGAUGUGGCCCCGCCCACGCCUCCUCUGCUGAAUGAUCCAGAGAAUCAACAGUUCUGAUUGAACGUGUUUGUUAUCACUGAGUCAUGUUUACACAUCAGUCUAAGUCAGUCUUAUACAGUUUCUGUUCAUGAUAAUUUAAUUUAAUUUAUGCUUAAUUUAAUUUAAGUUAUUGUUGUGUUUGAAUAUGUUUGUUUGAA